AUUAAAAUCAUGUUUGAUAUAAAUUUCAAAUGGUCGAUGUUUUUCUCUUUUAAAUACUUGUAAAAAAGACAAAAUGGCUACUGUUUAUCAAGAAACUCGUUUUAUGAUUAAAAAAACAAAAGGUUGUAUCCUGGCAUGGAAAAUCCAAUCAUGCAACCUAUGCCACAAAGCAACAAACAGUAUCAUCAACAAACAUUAACUGCGCCUACUUCGACACCUAUCAAUAAACGUUUCGAUGUUGCUUUGCUGGGUAGUAAGCCUAUGUUAGAGGAUUCAAAUGCGCCUAUGGUGCCUCAUGUACCCUUAAAUAUCUCUGUGACACCAUCAAGUCAAGCGCAAUGCCCUUCUGAUCUGCAACGAUGUACCUUGACUACUGUACCUUACUCGAGUCACUUGUUGAGAAAAUCAAAAUUGCCUUUGUCGUUAUUGAUUGAACCUUACCCAAGAACUCCACCUACACAAAUACCAUUGAUUGACCAUGGUCUGAUCAACAGAUGCAUGCGUUGUAAAUCGUUUAUCAAUCCAUUUGCUCAGUUUAUUGAAGGAGGUCUUAAAUGGCAGUGUAACAUCUGUGGGUUAGAUGACAAUGAUGUUCCACCUGCUUAUGAUUGGAACCAUAUCACACAACAAAAAGCAGAUCGAUGGAAUCGACCUGAACUAAACUAUGGCUGUGUGGAUUAUGUGGCUAGUCCGGAAUUUAUGUCAAGACCACCACAACCACCUGUGUAUGUAUUUGUGAUUGAUACGAGUGCUAUUGCUGUUCAGACAGGCAUGAUUGAGGUACUGGCUGAAGCCUUGUUGGCAGCUAUUGACGAUAUUCCCAACAAAGAUGGAAGAACACGUAUUGGAUUUAUGACAACAGGCCAUGCCAUUGGAUUCUAUAGCCUUGCUAAUAAGGAGCCAGAGUUAUUGAUGAUGCCUGAUAUUGAAGACAUUUAUUUACCUCGAGUGCAUUCAGAACUGGUUGUGAAUUUAAUGGAAUCAAAGCCGAAUGUAUUAAAUCUAUUAAAACGAUUGAAAGAUGUGUUUACCAACAAUGUAUACACAGACAACAAAAACUGUCUUGGGCCUGCUUUAUUGGCUGCUCGUGAAUUAUUGUCCUCUACAGGAGGAAAGAUUGUUUGUUUUCAAGCUGUUUCUCCUAAUUAUGGUGUGGGUGCACUAUUGCCUUCAAAAAUACACAAACAAAACUCGAAAACAACAGGAAAUAACGUUUUGUUAGAACCCGCUAGUGAAUUUUACAAAACAUUUUCAGAGGAAUGUGUGAAAUCACAUGUAUGCGCAGACAUGUUUGUCUUUGGUAGUCAAGAUAUUGAUGUGGCCACACUAAACGUCUUACCGAGAUAUACAGGUGGUCAAAUGCAUUAUUAUCCUGGCUUUAAUGCCAAAAACCAAGGAGACAAGGAAAAACUCAAGUUGGAAAUUGAGAAAUUAAUUAAGGAGGAGGUUGGAUUGGAAGCCAUUGUUCGAACUCGAUGUUCAUCCGGUAUAGUGUGUAAAGCGUAUCAUGGCAACUUUUCAUUUCAAGAGCCUGAUAUUCUUGUAUUACCUAAUAUUCCCAGGGACCUGAGUUAUUGCAUUGACUUAGCUAUUGAAAAAGAGAUUCAGACUGAAUUUGUAUCUAUUCAGACAUGCAUGCUGUUUACGACAAGUGCUGGUGAAAGAAUCAUCCGUGUAAUGACAACGUGUCUUCCUGUGACAAAGAAAGUGACAGAAGUGUUUUAUGGGAUAGAUCAAAUGAGUUUAGUAAGAGCGAUCAAUUAUCAAGCUAUUGAUACAGCAACCAAAUACAAAAUCAAGGACGCAAAAGAGCAAUUGAUACGACAUAUAGUCGAUAUCUGCAAAAGCUAUAGUAAAGAAGUGAUUGGUAUAGUGCCUUCGAAAAGCACGCAACUCAAUUUAUGCCGGUCUUUAAGUCUUUUACCUGCCAUGGUACUUGCCAUCAUAAAAAGUGAAGCAUUCAGUGAUACGGGUGUAGUACCAGUCAAUAUGUCUAGUCAAUCAGCUAUUCUAUUAAAGACAUUACCUUCAAGUCUUUGGUCGAGAUAUGUCUAUCCAUCUAUCUAUUCUCUUCACAACAUGCCAGUUCAAGCAGGCACUUUGGAUUCAAACAACAAGUGCAUUUUGCCUCCUCGUUUAAAUCUGUCAAGUGAAAGAAUGGAACGCCAUGGUUGCUAUCUUGUAGAAAAUGGACAACGUAUCUUGAUAUGGAUGGGCAGAGAAGCCGUUCCUCAACUAUGUAUGGAUCUAUUAAAUGCACCUAACAUAACACAUGUUACAUCAGGACAGCUGCCUUCGUUGCUUUCUCAAAAGAAUCCGUUUUCUAAACGAGUGUGUCGAAUCAUUGACAGUCUUCGUACAGAUCAAAGACAUAGUAACUUUUAUCCUUCACUUUACCUUGUUAAAGAAGAUGGAGAUCCAUUAUUGCGAGAUUUGUUUUUAAUGCACUUGCUUGAGGAUAGACAUCAACUUAUGUCCAAUACGAUCAGUAUUCGAAUUCAAAAUUCUCAUCCAUAUUCGGCUAUGAGCUACUUCCAAUGGCUUCAUUUUAUCAAGGAACAAAUGUAA
Molecule: messenger RNA, 2568 nt
Organism: Gilbertella persicaria
Lineage: Eukaryota; Fungi; Mucoromycota; Mucoromycetes; Mucorales; Choanephoraceae
Exons: 10
Coding region: 136-2568 (810 amino acids)
Biological process (GO): COPII-coated vesicle cargo loading; endoplasmic reticulum to Golgi vesicle-mediated transport; intracellular protein transport
Cellular component (GO): COPII vesicle coat; endoplasmic reticulum exit site
Molecular function (GO): SNARE binding; zinc ion binding
Source: RefSeq, a predicted model, not a curated record